AUGUUAAAUAAUUUAUUUGAGUCAUUAUGUGUAACAAGUGCUUUGGAGAUCAGGUCGAAUCUUUAUUUCUGCUCUCCUCCCUUUAUAUACAUCAAUGAAUAGAAAUACUAAUUCAAUGCUAAGACCAUCUACCUGCUGGAUAACGUCAUUGUGAUUUAUACGAUAGAUAAUUGCAUCAAAUUUGUCAAUUAAGACUUGGAAGUGCUUUCCUCCUACACACUUCCCCAAAUACCAUUAGCCAUAUAUCCUUAUAAGGAUUUCAUAGUGCUGGACUACCAAUACGAAUAUUAGGUUUGUAAAAUCGAUGAAAUCGACAACCUGAUAAAGAAAAACAAAAUUGUGAGUUUUGCGCCAAAUCCCACCAAUUAAUUAACAUAUGUGAUCAAACAAAAAUUGAUGGAAUGCAAUGUCGUCUACUCUCAUAAAUUUAUGGAUAUAGAAAUGGGUGUUGAACAGAUCUACUGCAUAUCCAAAACCUAACCUCACUUCCUCUACCAAAGCAUUGUAUUUCCCCAACUAACAAUCAUCGACUUGCAUAGAUGCGAAGAACUGUACCAUAUCGAAUUUGGAUCGUAAAUCGAAUAGAUAUUCCUGUAUCAUAACACCUUUUUACUUCAAAGUGAGAACAAAUUGUUCCAAAUGCAAAACCAAGAAAUUGUUGAAUUCAACUCAAACAUCUAAUUCAGAAUUAGCUGUGUAGUCGAAUUCAACAAUCAAACCUUUUUUGGAUCCAUAAACGAUAAUUCCAUCCUCGUUAAGGAUAAUUAGAUUAUUAAAGAGUUCUAUAAUUUGGGCUAAAUAGUAGACAUACAUCCUUGUAAUCAAAUAUGUUUCAUAGCAAGUUACAAUAAGAAAUAUCCAGUAAGUCUAUUUAGAAAAGGAAUUAAUGAAAAUGUCUUGGAAAGAUACAAAUUAACAAAUGAAUUGAGACCAAGGAAGAUCUUCUACAUAAAUCCGUCCUUGAUGAUGCUUAGCUUCUCUUAGACCUCUGAAAUCUACACCAUCCCUCAAUUCAUUAUUGCAGACAUCAAAGUGAUCAAGAAUUAAAAGACACUCUUUAUCCAUUAACUCUCCAGUAUGAUGUUGUUACAAAUUACAUCCAAUAAAGUGAUAUUCCUGCAAUCAUAUGAAAAUAUCAUAUAUCAAGAAGAGUUUUAUUAGAAGAUAAAGGAUUGCAGAUUAGAUUUAGCUAAUAAAGCCUUAUAUCUCUACUUAGGCAAUAAUGAAUUAAGAUUGUACACAGUCAACGAUUCCAACAUUACAUUGAUCUCUUAAUAAGUAAUCAAUCGUCUUAGUGCAUUCUAAAUCAUAAAUAAGAAACUUCACUAUAGCACUUGGUUUUAAUUUGAAUUACAUAAUUUUAAUGACUAAUAACAUUAUUCCAUCAAUAAUAUCAACAGUACUAUUGUAUCUAUUGAAUAAACUCAGAAUUUCAUUUUAUUGGGUUUGAUUGAUGGUAAUUUGGUCACUUUGGCUUCUGAUACAUACAGAGUUCACAAAAUAUUCUAAAUUAGCAACACUCAUCCUAUUAAAUUGAUGAAAUUUAACAAUAAAGUGAUAAUAUUUUCACAUCAUAUUUACAUGAUUGACAAUUAACUUUAAUAAAUUAUUGUGAAUUGGGAUCAUCUCUACGAUAUUAGCUUCCAAAAUGACAAACUUAUUGGGAUUGUUUAAAAUGAAAUCUAAAUGGUUACUUUGAGUUAGGGAUCUAGUUCAUAAUGCAGAGAAUUAAAAUUCAUCAAGAACUUAGAGAUUAAAAACUUGAGAUUUUUUAAGGAUCAUUUGAUAGUUUUAACAACUUAGAAUUUAUUGUUGAGCUACUUCGAUGAUCAAUUAAAAACACAAUCUCAAUAACAAUUUUAAAUAGAAAAAAUGGAAUAAUAUAAUAACAUAUAUUUGGCAGGAUUCACAGAAUCUUAAUAAGGAAAAAUCAAUAUUGUAAAUGAAUAGCUAUAAUUAAUUUAUAAUUAUACAUAUUCAGAACCAAUCUAUGAUCUCAAAUUCCAUUAAAAUGUUAUCUUUUUUUCAACUGAAACUGCUAUUCAUUCAAAUGAUGGAUAAUUUGUACACAAUUUCAAUGUUCCACUCAAGGGAUUUGACAUCAAAGAUAAAUACUUCUUAAUAUAUGAGAAUUUCAAAGGAGCCCAUUUAUUUUAUUAUGAUGAAAAGAUGAUAGCCUUAGGAAGUUUGAAUUGUCCUUGUCAAUAUGCUUCCUUUUAUUACGACGAUAUCAUUUGCUUCUCUGAAAAUGAUGUAAAAAUUGCAAAGUUGAAUUUGCUUACAUUCACUAUUAGUGAACAGAUGGAAAUUGCUGUAUCAAACCCCAUUGAAGUCACUUGCGUUAAGGAUAGGUAUUAUGGAACUCUAUAUGGUGUAUUAGGAUAUUAUGAAUGA
This is a messenger RNA of Paramecium tetraurelia, 2394 nucleotides long. RefSeq lists its product as uncharacterized. The transcript is spliced from 2 exons. The record is from RefSeq and is a predicted model, not a curated record. Gene Ontology annotation, molecular function: protein binding. Lineage: Eukaryota; Ciliophora; Oligohymenophorea; Peniculida; Parameciidae.